Molecule: messenger RNA, 414 nt
Organism: Melanaphis sacchari
Lineage: Eukaryota; Metazoa; Arthropoda; Insecta; Hemiptera; Aphididae
Product: piggyBac transposable element-derived protein 3-like
Exons: 1
Coding region: 1-414 (137 amino acids)
Source: RefSeq, a predicted model, not a curated record
AUGAUUUCUUCAUAUGCCGGUGCUGAACUAAUUUAUGAAAUAGUACGUUACGAUAAAAAAGAAAAAACUAGAAUCAAAGUUGAUAGACCGUUUUGUAUUCAAGAAUACAAUAAAUUUAUGGGGGGAGUAGAUUUUAUGGAUCGUCUUAUAUCCCAUUAUCCACAUGGUUUUAAAAACAAAAAAUGGUAUCUCCGGAUAUUUUUUCAGUUUAUGAAUAUUGCAAUUGUGAACGCGUGGAUCUUAUAUAGACAAAGUCCAAACCCUCCAUUAUCUCUACUUCGUUUUAAAGCUUCAAUAGCUACUAGCUUAACACAGCUUAACUCUACAGCUGAACGUCUAAAAAAAAAAAAGAGGUCGUCCUUCAAGUUCACCAUGUGCUUCGCCCGCUCCAUUUACCAACCCAAAAAAAACUAA